Messenger RNA from Magallana angulata, 1121 nucleotides. RefSeq lists its product as uncharacterized. Gene Ontology annotation, molecular function: protein binding. The record is from RefSeq and is a predicted model, not a curated record. The coding region runs from base 75 to 860 and encodes 261 amino acids. Lineage: Eukaryota; Metazoa; Mollusca; Bivalvia; Ostreida; Ostreidae. The transcript is spliced from 3 exons.
UGUAGAUAAAGUACAAUAAUAUCCCAUUUUCAUUCACUUAAAGGUCACAGGACAGACACUACAAAAAGCCAAAAAUGGUCUGGAUAUUUAUUUUUGUAAUUUUGUCCUCGAUACAGUCAAUUAUCUGCACGGAUAUUCAGUUACAACAGCUUGAGAAAAUGGUUAACAAUUUGUACGACACCAUGUCGAUAGUUCUUAAAGAAAAUGUAAAAUACAGGAAACUUGUGAAAGAUCUAGAAGAAAAGGUGCUCGCGCAAGAAGGAAGCAUUAGACAACUACAAGAGAAAUGCCAAUUAGUAAAUGACUCACUACUAAGAGAAACAGAGGACCCCAGCUUUGAAAAGAAUCAAGCUAUUGUCGAGGAAAACGAUAUCAAUGUCACGUCAAUUAUGAAUGAAAAUUUACCUAAAGUAAACAUAAGACUUGGUCUUGAUGCUGGGCAUGGAAGCCUUUCGAAUGUUGCAUUUUUUUCGUACAUGGAUCAUGAUCUGCCGACUCCAAGCCCUGAUCAUACUCUGGUAUUUGAUGUGUCACCAACGGACACAAACAACCACUACAACAAAUUCACUGGUAUCUUCACCGCUCCACAUUCGGGUACAUAUGUCUUCACAUGGACAUCCUAUUGUGUUUCGGGAGGAUUCACAUACCUUCAGGCUGUUGUGAAUGAUAUUGUUCUCGACAGCUCAUACUGCAAUGCGGCUGGUGCCCAAUAUCAUAGAUCUAUCACGGGAACUGUGGUUGCCAACAUUAAUCAAAGCGAUGCAGUAUUCAUUCGAACACAUCCUACUGGUAUAAAUCAGGGGGAAGUCGUUAGUAGUGAUAAUCACCGAACAACGUUUGCGGGAUGGUUACUGUUUUAGAUUGACAUUGCAUACAGUUUUAAGUAAUAAACCGUUUAAGCAAAGAACUUGAUAUCUUUGAUAAUCUUGUAUUGACAAGUGUGUGAAAAGUGGAUAUAAAAUAAAAAAACCGAUCACCACUUAUCAUUUAACAGUUUUUGUCUGUGAAUGAAAGUGUGCAAAAAUUGACUGCAAAAGUAUCUUUUUAUAUUUUUAGCUGUGUAUUUCACAACUGUACAUGAAACACAACCAAAAUAUUUAAAUUAAAACAUGGUAAGCAUA